Molecule: messenger RNA, 1002 nt
Organism: Fusarium subglutinans
Lineage: Eukaryota; Fungi; Ascomycota; Sordariomycetes; Hypocreales; Nectriaceae
Exons: 1
Coding region: 1-1002 (333 amino acids)
Source: RefSeq, a predicted model, not a curated record
AUGGAGCCUGACCCUCCCGCCCUCAUGGCGAUCCCAGGGAUGGUACCUUACACGCCGUUCAUUAGCUCCCUCCACCAACGCUCGGGGGUACAUCAAAACGCGUUAAUGGAAGUUCUCAGCCGCAUGAUCUACGGAUCAAACAUGAUCGCGCGGGCAGGCGCAAGUCUCUCAACAACCUACAGACUUUGCUGUGCAGUCUUUGCGGAACAGGCUCAGGUCCCAGAAGAGAUUGCCAAGAACGAUGAGGUGUACGAAGAAAUCAGACAACACCUGGAAUUCAGGGGCAUCCGCGCGACAGAUAAAAGUAUCUCGCGAUCUUACCGGGAAACACUGCAGCACGCCCAUGCUGCAAAGUACCUGAUUCGAAAAAUCGUCCUUGAGAGACAAGUCUUUGAUGAGGACACCUUCAAAGAGGCACACCGUAUUCUCACCUACAAUAUCGAUCUCGAUGAGCAAAUGCCUUGGACAGCCUAUGCCGGGAAAUAUUGCGUCUGGGAUACGCCUCGUGACAUGCGUUUCUUGGAUCCAGCUCAGAUCCCUACUGCAAUGUCCCAGAUGAUCAACCAACUCAUGGUGGAAAUGACCAACAUGGAUAUGCAAGAAGCCAGAGAUGAGGAUGUCUACGAGAGGGUCUGUUAUGCCAGCAAAUUCUGCCAUCGCUUCAUCCUGAUUCGCCCCUUUUUAGACGGAAACGGGCGGAUGUAUCGCUUGUUCCUGACUACUCUCCUCCUCAGAGCUAGCAUAUGCCCUGCGAUUUAUGGACUUUAUGCCUUUGAUCGAUUCAACCAUUCGCAAGCCGAAGCUACUUGCUUCAGGCAGGACAAUCGGGAAUUGCUGGGGUGGAUAGAUCUUGAUAACUUGGGGGUCAGUCAUCAUCUGGCAAAAUUUGUUUUCGAACAUAUGCAUGGCGGGUGGAACAGCCGGGACGACCACAGGACGACAUUUCUAAAAGUCACGGGUCGGGGACAGUGGGAUCCUUCCGCGCCAGAGAUGGAUUCUUAG